AUGUUUACUGUGUUUCCGCUUACCGAGUAUUCUCGAGUGAUGGAUCACAGCUCUGGAGAAGAAUCUGACUUCAGUGAGUCAGAGAUUGCAGAGUACAAAGACAAACCCUUAGAGCAACUUAGAGAUGGAACCUUAAAGGUUAAAUACCCGAAUGGUAUACUGAGGUGUCCUUUCUGUGCGGGAAAAAAGAAGCAAAACUUCAAGUACAAAGACCUGCAUCAACAUGCUUCAGGGGUAGGCAAAGGGUCUUCUAACAGAAGUGCAAAACAGAAGGCGAAUCAUCUUGCUUUAGCAAUCUACUUGGAGCAUGAUCUGGCCCAUGAGUCUGAACAACCACCAAAAGUGGCUGAGCCCAAACCUGUUGCUCCUGUUUCAGAAGAAAAUGAUUUGUUUUGCUGGCCAUGGACUGGGAUAGUUGUGAAUAUAGUCAAAGAUCCCGAGAAUGAGGAAGCUAUUGAAAGCACUGAAUACUGGAUGAAGAGGUUCUCAAAAUACAAACCUGAAGUGGUUGAGAUAUCUUGGGAUGAGGAAAAGACAACUGCUCAAGCCUUAGUCAGAUUCAACAAUGAUUGGACAGGGUUUAAAAAUGCUAUGGAGUUUGAGAAAUCUUUUGAGGCUAAUCACCAUAGCAAGAGAGAGUGGGUUGCUUCUGAUAAAUCCUCUGGUUCAAGUAUUUAUGCAUGGCUUGCACGUGCAAAUGACUUUGAGUCACAAGGGGCAAUUGGAGAUUUCCUACGCAAGAAUCGUGAACUCAAAACCAUAUCAGACCUUGUUCAAGAAGCUAUGCAGACAAGAAACAAGGCAGUUGUGGAAUUAACCAGUGAAAUUGACACGAGGAAUGAAAAUCUCGAUGACUUGCAGAUUAAAUACAACCAAAAAACAAUGUCUUUGAGUAGAAUGCUUGAAGAAAAAGACAGCCUUCAUUCAGCUUUCUAUGAAGAGACAAGAAAGAUGCAGCGCCUUGCACGUGAGCAUGUGAAAAGAGUGUUGGAUGAACAAGAAAUGUUGAAUGCUGACUUGGAGAAAAGGAGGAAAAAGCUUGAUUCAUGGAGUAAAGAGCUUAACAAGAGGGAAGCUCUAACAGAAAGGGAGAAACAAAAGCUGGAUGAAGAGAAAAAAAAGAAUGACGUGCAAAACAACUCUCUGCACAUGGCUUCCAUUGAGCAAAAGAAAGCUGAUGAGAGUGUGUUAAGACUGGUUGAAGAGCAAAAGAGAGAGAAAGAGGAGGCUCUGAAGAAAGUGCUUGAGUUGGAAAGACAGCUGGAUGCUAAACAGAAAUUGGAGAUGGAAAUUGAAGAAUUGAAAGGGAAGUUGCAGGUUAUGAAGCAUUUAGGAGAUGAAGAUGAUGCUGCUGUUCAGGAGAAGAUUAAGGAGAUGAACAAUGAGCUGGAAACAAAAAUGGAAGAAAUGGAGAACAUGGAGAAUUUGAAUCAAACACUUGUGGUGAAGGAACGCCAGAGUAAUGAUGAGCUGCAAGAAGCUCGCAAAGUGUUGAUUAAAGGAUUGCAGGAUAUGCUGAGUGGGAGAACAAAUAUUGGUGUGAAAAGGAUGGGAGAAAUUGAUAUGAAGGCAUUCCAUGAUGCCUGCAAAGAGAGGUUUGAUAAUGAAGAAGCUCAAAUCAAGGCGUCUGAGUUAUGCUCUUUGUGGCAGGAUAAGCUUAAAAAUCCAGAGUGGCAUCCCAUGAAAAUGGUUAAAGUAGAUGCUGAUAAUCAUAAGGAAGUGAUAAAUGAAGAGGAUGAGUUGUUGAAGAAUCUCAAGGCAGAAUGGGGGGAUGGGGUGUUUGAUGCAGUGGUUGGGGCGUUCAAGGAGAUGAAUGAGUAUAACCCCAGUGGGAGAUAUGUUGUGAAUGAGCUUUGGAACUUUAAAGACAAUAGGAAAGCUACAUUGAAGGAGGUUAUUAGCUAUAUUUUUAAGAAUUUGAAGAGCCUUAAACGCAAAAGUCUGCGGGCAGAGCUUACCGUUUCGUGCAUUUCUUUGAUUUUGAGGCAGCAUCAGUUUGAUUUGAACAUCUUACAUCCAUCAACAGCAAACAUGGCAGCAGUUGAAGAGGCCGUUGUUCCAGUUGAGGUCCCAGCUCCUGCUGCUCUUGGUGAACCCAUGGACAUCAUGACAGCAUUGCAACUUGUGCUAAGAAAAUCACUUGCUCAUGGAGGUCUUGUGCGUGGACUUCAUGAAGCUGCAAAGGUGAUUGAGAAGCAUGCUGCUCAGCUCUGUGUAUUGGCUGAGGACUGUAACCAGCCAGACUAUCAAAAGCUGGUCAAAGCACUUUGUGCUGACCAUAAUGUCAGCUUGAUCACUGUUCCUAGUGCAAAGACUCUUGGAGAAUGGGCUGGUUUGUGCAAGAUUGACUCAGAAGGGAAAGCAAGGAAGGUUGUGGGUUGCUCUUGCCUUGUUGUGAAGGAUUACGGAGAGGAAAGUGAAGGGCUUCACAUUGUUCAAGAGUACAUGAAAUCUCACUAAUUAUUUGGCGGUUGAUGAAAAUACUCUUGUUUUUUUGGUUUUUGAGUUUUGGUAUGAGGAGACCCUUAGGGAUGAUUAGAUUGUUGGAGUAAAAACUCUUGUUGAAGUUCAUUAGAUAUUAAUUAUUGAGUUUUCUUUUGUUGUGUUUGGCCGUUGUUCAAAAUUCAAACGAUAUUUCUUGUUAAGCAUAUUUCAUACAAUUUCUGGUUGAGAGUUGGGUGUAGCUUAAUAAAACAUUUUUUAAACACUUAAAAAAUAUAGAAUCAAACACGUAACACGUGAC
Lactuca saligna is the source of this 2743-nucleotide messenger RNA. NCBI's taxonomy places the organism in Eukaryota, Viridiplantae, Streptophyta, Magnoliopsida, Asterales, Asteraceae. The record is from the annotation of a GenBank genome assembly.